CCCCCUCCAUGCCAUCUCAGAGGAAGCGAAGACGACGAGCUCAAGAGCGAUCGUUGAUGGAUCGACCGCCCAGCACCCCGAAAGCAAUCUUUGCUUCCAUUCUUUCCUUCUACCUGCCGAUGCCGACGCCGCAACCCGUGUGCCUCUCCACGCCGCUACAAAUGGCCCCUCUCCCCAGGAUUCACCCACCACUUGGGCGGCGUAGGAGGCGGUGGGAAGAUGAUGGAGUCCGGAGUCCCUCUCUGCAGCACCUGCGGCGAGCCCGUGGGGUUGUCAUCUGCGGACAAGGAGGAGGUCUUUGUGGCUUGCCAGGGUUGCAACUACCCUCUUUGCUCCGCCUGCCUCGAGGAUGAGGUCAGGGAGGGGCGCGAGAGCUGCCUUCGCUGUGGGGAGCCUUACGUUCGCAACGUGACGGAAAAGGCGACUGAGGAGAGCAGCAAUCACGAGGCUUCAGGUGUGAGAUUGAGAACCGCAGGCCAUGUCCAUGAUCACCAGGAAAAUGGAGGUCAUGUUAGAAACUCGAGUAGUCUCUCCAUGGUUGAAAGUGAGGUAAAUGGUGAAUCUGGGAACCCAUUAUGGAAAAACAGAGUGGACAGUUGGAUGGAGAAAAAGAGUAAGAAAAAAACUUCAAAGAAGGCCGAGAAAGCUCAAAUUCCAGUAGAACAGCAGAUGGAAGACCAAGAGUCUCCAGAAGCUGGACAGCCACUUUCAAGGAUCAUUCCACUAUCACCUAAUAAGUUGACUCCAUAUAGAGCUGUGAUCAUAAUGAGAUUGAUAGUUCUUGGGCUUUUCUUCAAUUACAGAGUAACCAAUCCUGUUGAUAGUGCUUAUGGGCUAUGGCUAACAUCGGUCAUAUGCGAGAUUUGGUUUGCAGUCUCUUGGGUAUUGGAUCAAUUCCCCAAAUGGUCACCUAUCAAUAGACAGACGUAUAUUGACAGGCUAUCUGCAAGAUAUGAAAAGGAAGGAGAAGAGUCACAUCUGGCUCCUGUAGACUUUUUUGUCAGUACUGUUGAUCCCCUAAAAGAACCACCAUUGAUUACUGGCAACACCGUGCUUUCAAUUCUUUCUGUGGACUACCCUGUUGAGAAAGUUUCUUGCUAUGUAUCUGAUGAUGGAUCCUCGAUGCUUACUUUUGAAUCUCUUGUUGAAACUGCGGAGUUUGCUAGAAAAUGGGUUCCAUUCUGUAAGAAAUAUUCAAUCGAACCACGGACACCUGAGUUCUAUUUUUCUCAGAAGAUUGAUUAUUUGAAAGAUAAAAUACAGCCAUCUUUUGUCAAGGAGCGGAGAGCAAUGAAAAGAGACUAUGAAGAAUACAAGGUGAGAAUAAAUGCUUUGGUUGCCAAGGCUCAGAAAACACCUGAAGAGGGCUGGAUCAUGCAAGAUGGAACACCAUGGCCAGGAAAUAAUCCACGAGACCACCCUGGCAUGAUUCAGGUUUUCCUCGGACAUAGUGGUGCCCAUGACAUAGAAGGAAAUGAACUUCCUCGAUUAGUUUAUGUUUCAAGAGAGAAGAGACCUGGAUACCAGCAUCAUAAAAAAGCUGGGGCCAUGAAUGCUCUGGUUCGGGUCUCUGCAAUUCUUACAAAUGCUCCCUACAUUCUUAACCUUGAUUGUGAUCACUAUGUUAAUAACAGCAAAGCAGUCCGUGAAGCAAUGUGUUUCAUGAUGGACCCAGAAGUUUGUAGAGAUGUCUGUUAUGUUCAAUUCCCUCAGAGAUUUGAUGGUAUAGAUCGGAGUGAUCGAUAUGCAAAUAGGAAUAUUGUCUUCUUUGAUGUAAACAUGAAAGGGCUUGACGGCAUCCAAGGACCAGUAUAUGUGGGAACUGGGUGUGUUUUCAAUAGGCAAGCGAUGUAUGGGUAUGGACCACCAUCUUUGCCAGUCUUGCCGAAGUCCUCAUUUUGUUCUUCAUUCUGCUGCUGUUGCCGCCGUUCUAAAAAAGCUCCUGAUGACCAAAAUGAUGUUUAUCGAGAUGCCAGGCGUGAAGACCUCGAUUCUGCCAUAUUUAACCUAAAAGAAAUCAACAAUUAUGAUGAAUAUGAAAGGUCCCAAUUGAUCUCCCAAACGAGUUUCGAGAAGACCUUUGGGCAGUCUUCAGUUUUUAUCGAGUCGACUUUAAUGGAGUAUGGAGGAGUGCCUGAAUCUGCAAAUCCAUCAACUUUGAUCAAUGAAGCAAUUCAUGUCAUUAGCUGUGGAUAUGAGGAGAAAACACACUGGGGAAAGGAGAUUGGCUGGAUAUAUGGAUCUGUCACGGAAGAUAUUUUAACAGGUUUCAAAAUGCACUGCCGUGGCUGGAGGUCAAUUUACUGCAUGCCUUCAAGGCCUGCUUUCAAAGGAUCUGCUCCAAUCAACCUCUCUGAUCGUUUGCAUCAGGUUCUUCGUUGGGCUCUUGGCUCUGUUGAGAUCUUCCUUAGCCGACAUUGCCCGCUUUGGUAUGGAUACGGAGGUGGCCGUCUUAAAUGGCUUCAAAGAUUGGCUUAUAUAAACACCAUUGUCUAUCCAUUUACAUCACUUCCACUUAUUGCUUACUGCUCGUUACCAGCCAUUUGUCUUCUUACUGGGAAGUUUAUCAUUCCUACGCUUUCCAACAUUGCAAGUGUCUGGUUUCUUGGUCUAUUCAUAUCCAUCAUCUUGACGAGUGUUCUUGAGCUGCGAUGGAGUGGUGUGGGUAUCGAGGACUGGUGGCGUAAUGAGCAGUUCUGGGUGAUUGGAGGUGUCUCUGCACAUCUCUUUGCUGUUUUCCAAGGAUUUCUAAAGAUGCUGGCGGGCAUCGACACCAACUUCACUGUAACUGCCAAGGCUACUGAUGAUACCGACUUUGGUGAGCUCUAUGUGUUCAAGUGGACAACUGUAUUGAUACCUCCAACAACCAUUCUAGUCGUCAACUUUGUCGGUGUGGUUGCUGGAUUUUCUGACGCACUGAACAACGGUUAUGAAUCCUGGGGCCCACUUUUUGGGAAAGUAUUCUUUGCACUGUGGGUGAUCCUCCAUCUGUAUCCAUUCCUGAAAGGUCUCAUGGGGAGGCAGAACCGAACACCGACCAUUGUGGUGCUGUGGUCAGUGCUAUUGGCUUCAGUUUUCUCGCUUUUGUGGGUGAAGAUUGAUCCAUUCAUAAGCAACUCGGCUGCUGCUAAGUCUGAGAAUUGUGCUUCCAUCAACUGCUAAGCUUGUUUCCAGAAAGGAUGGAUCUAUAACGAUGAUCAAGGAUGCAUGCAACCUUAAAAUUUGUCUUUCUUUUUGAAUACUAUCAAUAAUGAGUACUAAAAAAAGCUCUGUAAUGUAUCACUGAAACAGGAGGUGGACUCUAUUGUGUUAAAAUGUG
This is a messenger RNA of Musa acuminata subsp. malaccensis (wild Malaysian banana), 3319 nucleotides long. Its product is annotated as cellulose synthase A catalytic subunit 4 [UDP-forming]. Gene Ontology annotation, cellular component: trans-Golgi network; plasma membrane. NCBI's taxonomy places the organism in Eukaryota, Viridiplantae, Streptophyta, Magnoliopsida, Zingiberales, Musaceae. The record is from RefSeq and is a predicted model, not a curated record. Gene Ontology annotation, molecular function: cellulose synthase (UDP-forming) activity. Gene Ontology annotation, biological process: cellulose biosynthetic process; plant-type primary cell wall biogenesis.